Molecule: messenger RNA, 619 nt
Organism: Vollenhovia emeryi
Lineage: Eukaryota; Metazoa; Arthropoda; Insecta; Hymenoptera; Formicidae
Exons: 4
Coding region: 104-598 (164 amino acids)
Source: RefSeq, a predicted model, not a curated record
AAAUGUUUUUGCAGGCGAACAUAUAACACAAUGUGGAAUCGGUGCAGAAUCAUUACGUCAUGAAAAUGCCAGUCCUGAUCCACUCAGCGCAUCAGAUAGUGUUAUGAACACCUCGUGUAUGGAAACACCCAAAAGUCACAUUCAAAGAAAAUCAUGGGUGGAUAAAAAGAAAAUUUCUGAAACGCCACAAAGCACAUCUGAUGCGUUACACAAAUGUUAUAACACUUUUCCAAGAAGAUCACAAAGGGUAAAAUAUUUGCAUAGUUCUCGCAGUAUUGUGAAGUCGAUUUAUACGCAAAUGGAGAAACAACAUGUUAAAGCUCUUCUACUAAAAAAUCGGAAAAUUCCAUCAAAAAAAGUACUGGAUGAAUAUCAGAGUGAGGAGGACACUUCUUCAUGCAUUCGUAAACAACGAUUUAUGAUGGAGAAUUGUAAUAAUAUUACCGAUAACACCCAUAAAUCAAGACAAAAUGAGGAUCUUAACAUAUCAGUGAAGUUGCUGAACGUUGAAUUGGAACAUCAUCGAUCUCUCAAUAAAUUUCAUCUACAAUGCAGAUACAAUAAUUUGAAUGAAAAAAUAGAGAUUGAAAAUGUGUAAUUGUGAAUUAUUAUUAUCUUC